Messenger RNA from Echinococcus granulosus, 279 nucleotides. RefSeq lists its product as hypothetical. The transcript has 2 exons. The record is from RefSeq and is a predicted model, not a curated record. The coding region runs from base 1 to 279 and encodes 92 amino acids. NCBI's taxonomy places the organism in Eukaryota, Metazoa, Platyhelminthes, Cestoda, Cyclophyllidea, Taeniidae.
AUGGAGUUUGCAGCUUGCUGGAGUUGCAGGGGCACCGCGGAUCCUCUCGCCCAUUUGCACACACCGAUGACAUCCACUGAGCCACGGAGACUGAUGAUGUGGCAGCCAGUGCAGAUAAUGCGGAUCGUACAUGGCAUCCUAACACAUGAAGCGAUGGAAGAAGAGCGCAAUAUUGGAAUGUUUGAGAAAUUGGCAACAAAGAUGGCAAAGAAGACAAACUGCUUUUUCUGUGAUAAGAAAGAAGAAUCCAGCAAAUACACCUCCUCUUCUCAACAAUAG